Mangifera indica (mango) is the source of this 1577-nucleotide messenger RNA. RefSeq names its product mediator of RNA polymerase II transcription subunit 18. The record is from RefSeq and is a predicted model, not a curated record. Gene Ontology annotation, biological process: termination of RNA polymerase II transcription; regulation of transcription by RNA polymerase II. Lineage: Eukaryota; Viridiplantae; Streptophyta; Magnoliopsida; Sapindales; Anacardiaceae. The transcript is spliced from 6 exons. Gene Ontology annotation, molecular function: transcription coregulator activity. Gene Ontology annotation, cellular component: core mediator complex; mediator complex. The coding region runs from base 522 to 1175 and encodes 217 amino acids.
UGUUGACACAUGAAGGACCCAAGUGUAUUGUGAUCAAACAAGAAGGAGCGAUCGAAACUUUAUAAUCUUGGCCUAAAAAGGCCCAUAUAUCUCUCUCCUCUUCUGUCUUUCGUCUUUCUUCAAAAUUAGGGUUUAAUCUUGGAUUUUUUUUCUUAAUGUUGAGUGAACUUGUAGCUCGUCAGUUUCUCUAUAUUGCAUUCUACCCAUCCUUCUUUGCUUCCCACUUGUUCCUCACAUUUUUGCAACCCUACCCAAUUGUUCCACCUCACAUGGAGUAGUGAUCCUCUAUGUUUGCCCCCACCCUUCUUUUUGUACACCUUGGUUCCUAAAAUAUGUGCUGAGCCAAAAAUGAGGAUGAGUCUUAGUGAAAACCCACUAUUUUAUUUCCUUCUUAUUGGUUGUAUUUCUUUUGUUUAAUUUCAGUUGCUUGAUAAAUACUUUUGCUCAAAAAUUCCUUUGUCAUUUGCAAUUCAAGUUAUAUAUUCAUCAAAAACUUUUCAGAUGAACUAAAGUUUAUUUUGAUGGAGUGCAUUGUGCAAGGAAUUAUAGAGACACAGCAUGUGGAGGCCCUUGAGAUUCUUCUUCAGGGUCUAUGUGGUGUUCAUAAAGAACGCCUGAGGAUUCAUGAAAUUUGCUUAAAAAAUUCACCGAACCUUGGGAAUGUUGCUUCAGAGGUUAGACUCUUGUGUGAUCUCGAGCAGACUGAACCCAUGUGGACUGUUAAACAUGUUGGGGGUGCAAUGAGGGGUGCUGGGGCAGAGCAAAUCUCUGUUCUGGUGAGAACUAUGGUGGAAAGCAAAGUAAGCAAGAAUGUGCUCCGUCUAUUCUGUGCACUUGGCUACAAGUUGGAUCAUGAGCUCCUAAAAGUGGGCUUUGCUUUCCAUUUUUCAAGGGGCGCUCAGAUUACAGUCACUGUUUCAUCUAUCAAUAAGAUGCUAAAAUUACAUGCCACUGAUGAGGCCGUGCCAGUAACUCCUGGAAUACAAAUAGUAGAAGUGACAGCACCUGCAACAUCUGAAAAUUAUACUGAAGUAGCUGCUGCAAUGUCAUCAUUUUGCGAAUAUCUUGCACCGCUUCUACAUUUGUCAAAACCAGGCGUAUCAACAGGGGUUGUUCCCACUGCUGCGGCUGCCGCUGCAUCUCUUAUGUCAGACGGUGGAGGCACAACUUUGUAGUGAGAUUUUCAUGCACGGGCUUAUAAAAAAAGAGUUAACAGUUGGGUUGGCAGGCUGAGCCUGUGAUAGCUUUGAAAGAAUUGCUUUCAAAUGAAGGAAAGGAGAGAAAAGCGUGGUUGAUUGUGAGGGAUGAUACAUAUCUGCAUAAUUAUUAAAAUGCUUGUUGAUGGAAUGGAAUAGUUACGUUCGGUCUUGAAUAUUUUCUGAGCUUGAAGACAUCCCACAUGGUUCUACCUACCGUAAAGGUGCAAGCCUAUUAUAUAUGCAAUACGUGUUAAUACUCUUGAUUGAAAGUUCAAAUACUUGAUGUUGAUGUAUUGUUUGUUUAAUAGCUAAAUUCUGUAAGACAUUUCUUGUUUUGAGAUGUGAGUGCUGCGUUAUGUAUCUUUAUUAGAAGCCAAA